AGCGCGCCGUCACACGCAGCCGCUUGAGGACAACACUCGCUCCUUCUACUCAGCCUUGUUUGGACAAAAACUUAUUAUUGUGGGUUUUUUUUUGUCCCCCCUAUCCAGCUGGGAAUACACGCUCGCUUCUCCAAACUCUUCUCUCGCCAAGAUGCUGCUGCUUCUCCUGGGCAUCGUCCUCCUGCACGUCGCCGCUCUGGUGCUCCUCUUCGUCUCCACCAUCGUCAGCGUGUGGACCUCGAGUGACGUCGGAACCUCGGACCUGUGGACCAACUGCUCCAUCAUCAAUGGAGGCUACCGCUGCGACGGCGCCUCAACCGGAGAGUGGAUCCAGGCAGUCCAGGCCCUCAUGAUCCUGUCCAUCAUCUUCAGCUGCCUGGCGCUUUUUCUUUUCUUCUGUCAGCUCUUCACUCUGCAGAAGGGUGGACGCUUCUUCAUCACCGGAACCUUCCAGAUUCUUGCCAGUUUGUUUGUGAUGAGCGGUGCCAUUAUCUACACGGUGAUGAGUCCGGAGUGGGUGCUUGAGACGGAUGCCUUCGGCUAUUCCUACAUCCUGGCGUGGGUGGCCUUCCCAUUGGCGCUGAUCAGCGGCCUCAUCUACGUCAUCUUGAGGAAGCGAGAAUGAGCGUUGCCAUCGCCACAACCGCGCUGACGUCAUCUCCCCCCCAGCUACGCCGCCACUCGCCGACGCCCCCGAGCAAACCGACCGCGUCUCUGUUUCAAGAUGUAUAUAGUAUCUAUGGUUUAAAACCUAUUUAUAAUGUAACACUUUUACAUACGUGUACAUAGUUUUUGUGUUGCUCUGUCACGUGAGCUUGGUUAGCUUAAGUGCCUCCGCGUUUGUUUGUUUGUUUGUUUGUUUGUUUUUGCCAGGUGAUUAACAGAUGAGUACAUUAACCAAAGUGCAUGUUUAAAACAAACUAGAAGGAUUAGCAAAUUGUUUUGUGCGCGUGUGUGUUUAGUUUGAAAUUAGGAGUGGUAAGCAAGCCAGGAUAAAACAAGCGAUAGAUCUGGUCCUUUUUUUUUUUCUACGUGUGAGGUUUUUAUAAUUCUUUUCGACAAAAACAAAAUAUGGUGCUAUUAUUCUAUUAUAAAUAUUUAUCAUUCCUCUCCCAUCAUGCCACUCGUGGGUCGGUUGGUGGAUGUCAGAUUUCAAUCCAUUCAGUCAUUUGGACUCUCUCUAUUAACUAGAAUAGUACAAUAACAAGAUAUACUCUGUGGCUUGCGCUUUGCAGCUUUGUUCAUUAUUUGCUUGUUUUGUUUUUGUUCAUUUUCCAUAGCGGCUAUACCACUUUGUAUUUAUGACUGUUAACCACAUAUGCAAAUUAGAUACAAACGAGGCCGAGACGACAAGGACGCGGCCGCACGCAUACUUGAACUCCACCGCACAACAUCUUUGUGUUGUAAAGUUGUGCGUAACAAACAUGCACACGCCUUAACGCCAUUGAAAAUACAAACUCAUGAUUAGCGAGCAAGCGCUGAUAUAUUCCGCCGAGAAAAGGGACUGAAGUCGCACUAAUUACUUGAUGCAUGUGGGAUUAAGCAGAUGUCGCACAUACACGAAACAGAUGAGCACACACACACACAAACACACACACACGCGAACACACAAAACACUACCAGGGCUGCAAACGUGAAAAUAAAAGCUAAUUUUGAACCA
Messenger RNA from Phyllopteryx taeniolatus (common seadragon), 1660 nucleotides. It is a transcript of the gene pmp22b, whose product is annotated as peripheral myelin protein 22b. The record is from RefSeq and is a predicted model, not a curated record. Lineage: Eukaryota; Metazoa; Chordata; Actinopteri; Syngnathiformes; Syngnathidae. Gene Ontology annotation, cellular component: plasma membrane. The coding region runs from base 152 to 625 and encodes 157 amino acids. The transcript has 5 exons.